AUGGCAACUGCAGAAGGAGGUCGAUUCGACUUUGACGAUGGUGGCAGCUAUGUGGGUGAGUGGUGCGAGAACCGAGCCCACGGCUUCGGUAUCGCUACGGGUCCGGAUAAUCAGGGAGAGUACUCUGGCGAGUGGAACAUGGGUUUCGAAUCGAGAGGCGUAUAUGUGUGGCCCUCGGGAAACCUCUACGCAGGAGGCUGGCUCAAGGGCAAGCGACACGGAGAGGGAGUGCAAAUCAAGGGACGGUGGAUUUACCGGGGUGCUUUCACCUCAGGAUUCUAUGGACGCUAUGGAGUCAAGGAGUCUUUGACCACAUGCGCGCGGUAUGAAGGCAGUUGGCAUUUGAACCAGUUCGACGGGUUCGGUGUGGAGACUAAUUCGGAUGGAAGUAUUUACGCCGGCGCCUGGUCGAAAGGUAUGCGUCAGGGUUUGGGUGUCCGCAAAUCCGCACCCUGGGGGUUGGCAGCGGAGCAUCACAGCACAGUGCGCGCCGCUCAAUCCCAGAGUAGUCUGCCCUCCACCCACGACUCUGAUCGUGGUGGCUGGCGGGGGCCCGGUAGCUCUGGUGGUUCUGCAGGCUCCGUUGACCAUAUCCACGGUGGAAGAUUCGAAGCCUUCCGCUCGGGAUUCGUGCUCAAAGCCACCUCGUACCCUGUGGGCACCACACCUCCUCCCUCUCGUUCUCAAUCCGCCGCCCCCUUUCGCUCUUCUUCUAAUGAGAGGCGCACCUCCCUCAAACGAUUCCUCUUACGUAAAUUACGGAAACCCAAAUCUACCGGUGAUUUGAGCAGUGUGGGUCCCCACACGAUCAGUGGACCUGGCUCUGCUAGCUCCGGUCGAUUCGGUGGAUUGCAUGGGCCGCGUGCCGGUGGUUCUCUGCGCUCAAACAUCAGCGGAGUCACGGGGAAUUCUGUGUUCGCGGAGCACCAGAGUCGGGCCGAUAUUACCGGAGUUGGUGCAACAGACAGCUUGGAUGAACCACUGGGCCCGAAUGUGACGGAGACCUACAGUGGUCAGUGGAAUGAAGAUCGACGAUCUGGCUACGGUGUGGCCGAGAGGUCAGAUGGCCUUCGCUACGAAGGGGAGUGGUUUAACAAUAAGAAGGAUGGCUACGGAGUCACCUAUCAUCCGGAUGGAAGUCGGGAAGAGGGUCGCUACAAGGAGAACAUUAUUGUCCAGCCAUUAAUGAAAAGGACUAAGCUCUACCUCCUUAGGCAUUCGAAACUAAAGGAUAAUGUAGAGGAGGCUGUGAGAAAAGCUCGGGAGUCGGCCAAAGAAGCUCAAGAAAAAUCGUCUGAGACUGCUCACCAAAGGGCUCAAACUGCUCGGAGUGUUGCCAAGACAGCCGAGACUAGAGCGGAGGAGGCGAAGAACAUUUCGGAUCAAGCUCGCGCUAUCGCCACUGAAUUUGCCUCCGACUUCAUUCAAAUGGGGGUACAAUGGGAGCGGAACAAUCCCUUCGCCCACAUGAUCACUCGCAGUGGAACGCCCUCCACCACGGCACAGGUCGCCCCGAAUGGGGUGACUAUGAGGCUGGCGAACACCAACAACCUCUUCGUCAACAGCCUCGAGGUGAGUGGCGGCAACCGGCGCGGCAGUUUUCGAUCCAGUUUCAAACGCAGCACCAGUGGCACUCUGAACGAGAGUAACCUUGACGGACCCAAACCCGCUGAAGAAAUUAAGCCACAGGCGGCGCAGGUUCAAACAGCGACGGUGAAUGCACGGUCACCAAAAUUCGCGACAGUUCAAAACUUAGAGGAGACCAAGUUUGAGACUUUGGGUGGACCCGUUACACCAGCUGUCCCAUCGCCAAUAGCCAAGAAGCCUCCGGUCUUGCACACAGCACAGGUUGUUCUUUCCAACGAUUCACAGGUGCACAUGGCCAUGAUGGAGUUUGCAAACACCGCGUCUAAACCAGUAACAGAGCAGCGAGUGGCUCAGGGGAGGCCAAUGGCACGAGCGGCGACCGCGGGUUUUACAGGACCACCGCCACUCUCAGCCUUCGAUCUCAUGAAGUCGGGCAAGAUGCCGACAGCCCCAGAGGAGCGAAAGAUGACACGGAGGCGCACGCUGCCCUCCAUUCUCACCACACCGCCAUCAACAGUGCCGACUCCGCAGGCAAGCAGUAAGACGAUCACACUGCGACGGCAGGGGAUUACAGCAGGAGGAGUUGGAGGUGGCGCAAGUCGACUUUCACCCUCUUCUGCUGCGGCGCUGGGAAAUCCUGCGGGAGAGAAGCACUUUGCGAUGCCCGGCCUCUCUUCUAACUUGGACGACGUGCACCACAGUUCGGAGAACCUCGUGGAGACGUACAUUAUUGAGGAUGGUGUGAAAAAGCGGGUGCAGCCAACCAAGGCUUCCGAAGGGGGUGGAUUGCUGACGAAGGGGAACACUCCUGGUGCUGCGGGGACGCUGCGACGAGGACAUGGAGUUUCACCUGACCGGCGUUUCAAAGGUGGUGAUGAAGUCCGACGACUGGCGGGAGGUACGGGCAUGCCACAUCGACUGGAGACGGACUUCGACACAGGCGAAUUGUUGCCCCUGCCGGAUGCCUACAAGAUUGAGUCGGUGGGAAAUUUGCGUACUGGUGGGCUUGAGACGAGCAUGCCCGACGUCUCCAAGGGUGUUGAAGGCAUGCUACUGAGCAAGGGCGGGUCUGGUUCGCCUCGUCUCGGAAUCGGUGGUCUCCUCACUCGCGAUGAGGUCUGCCGUCUCGGUCAGCAGCGCCGCCACGAACUGCUGCUCGAUCGGGAACGCAAAAAGCGUGGUGAAAUCAUUAUUCGGCUGGCGGAUAUCAAGGAUUGGUUAUGGGCAAACAUAGUGGUGGUGAUGGUGCUGCUGCUGAACCUGUGCCUAGCCUUUCUCUUCAUAAACCUUGUGAACAACGCCGGCAAGUUAGGUCCACCAACAGCGCAGGUGGCGGAACUCUCGCUGGAGGAGAAGCGUGCGGCCGCUAGCGCCGCUGCUGAAGCCGUGCAAAAGGCACUCCGUGCCGCCAAUGCAGCCUCUCGCGCUGCUGCUUCGUCCGUGUCUCGGCCAAAGAGCUAA
This is a messenger RNA of Echinococcus granulosus, 3048 nucleotides long. RefSeq names its product Junctophilin-3. Gene Ontology annotation, cellular component: junctional membrane complex; plasma membrane; endoplasmic reticulum membrane. NCBI's taxonomy places the organism in Eukaryota, Metazoa, Platyhelminthes, Cestoda, Cyclophyllidea, Taeniidae. The transcript is spliced from 8 exons. The record is from RefSeq and is a predicted model, not a curated record. Bases 1 to 3048 code for a protein of 1015 amino acids.